Messenger RNA from Octodon degus (degu), 4398 nucleotides. RefSeq names its product NACHT, LRR and PYD domains-containing protein 1a. Gene Ontology annotation, cellular component: canonical inflammasome complex. Gene Ontology annotation, biological process: inflammatory response; regulation of apoptotic process; innate immune response. NCBI's taxonomy places the organism in Eukaryota, Metazoa, Chordata, Mammalia, Rodentia, Octodontidae. The coding region runs from base 35 to 4033 and encodes 1332 amino acids. The record is from RefSeq and is a predicted model, not a curated record. The transcript has 16 exons.
CAAAGUUUGAUCCCAGAAGCCCAGGUCCCAGAAUAUGGAAGAAUCUGAGAAGCAUAGAACACUAGACAACACAGCACAUUUUGGAAGCUCUGCUGAGACUAUACCAGCCAGUUCAAAGAAGGCAAGCAACAAAGUCUUAGUGACUCAGAAUGAGGAGCAGCAGUACUGGCCUCCGAACAUCUACUCCUUGAAGAAGAAACACUGCUGUCCAUCCACCAGUGUCAAGGAAGCACCACAUCUGACAACAAGCCAUGGUUUCUCAUUCCUCAGCUCUCCAAGUACACCCAACAUGGCAUCCCCCAGCUGGCCAACCUCCACAGCAGUGCUGGGGUUCUUGGGCUCUGAGUCCUUGGAGAACCCUCUGGAGAAAAGAAUUUUGACAGGGCUGCCUGACAUGUCUGGACACCAUAUGAGAGAAAAACCUUCCCCGCUCUUCGACCAAGCACUUUCAAGUUCUCCAACGCACGAGUCUCCAAGUCAGACAUCACCUAAUCCCCCUACAGCCACAGCCAUGCUGGGGAGCUGGGUACCUCUGCUUCCCACUGACCCAGAGCCAAGCAAUCAGGAAGCUUUUGGGACCAGGUUCACGAUGGAUAGAACUGCUGGAAAUUAUUGCACAGAAAGCAAAAAAAGAUACCAGGACCAGAAGGCAGAGAAGCCCUGCCCCACACAGUCUUCAAAAAACGAAGUUUUGCACCUAAAAUUCAUACAUCUGUUACUUUUACAAAAAGAUCUUCUCAGAGGCCAGGAGCUCCUGGCCAGGGAAAGCUGCCAUCACAACACAGUAGAAGAGCAAGGACAUUUGGUUGAGAUCCAAGACUUAUUUGGGCCUGUCUCAGGUAUCCAAGAAGAACCUCACACAGUCAUACUGUAUGGGGCUGCUGGUAUUGGGAAAUCAACACUGGCCAGACUGGUGAGGGUAGGCUGGGAGCAAGGCCAGCUCUAUAGGGACUGCUUCCAACAUGUUUUCUUCUUCAGUUGCAGAGAGCUGGCCAGGAGCAAGGUCAUAAGUCUGGCUGAGCUCAUUGCACAAGACUUGAGUGAUUCUGCAGCUCUCAUUCGGCAGGUCCUGUCUCGGCCAGAGCUGCUCCUCUUCAUCUUGGAUGGUGUGGAUGAGCCAAAAUGGGUCUUACAGGAUCCAAACUCUGAGCUCUGUCCACACUGGAACCAGCCACUUCCAGUGCCUGCACUGCUGGGCUCUUUGCUAAGGAAAACCAUACUUCCCGGGGCUUCCUUUCUAAUUACAACUCGGACCACAGCUCUGCAGAAGCUCAUUCCUUCUUUGAAGCAGCCACACUGGGUGGAAGUCCUCGGCUUUUCUGAGAGUAGAAGAAAUGAAUAUUUUUACAAAUAUUUCACAGAUGAAAGGCAAGCAAUUAAGGCCUUUAGAUUGGUGGAAUCAAACCCAGAGCUCUUGACCCUGUGUCUCAUACCCUGGGUGUGCUGGCUGGUCUGCACUUGCCUGAAGCAGCAGAUAGAACAGGGGAAUGAACACCCACUGACCUGUCAGACCACUACAUCUCUCUGCCUGCACUACCUAUCCCAGGUUCUCUUGACUCAGGACCUAAGGACAUCAUUCAGGAGCCUCUUCACUCUGGCUGCUGAGGGCAUCUGGCAAAGAAAGACGCUGUUCAGUGCAGAUGACCUCAGGAUGCACAGGUUAGAAGAUGACAUCAUCAUCACCUUCUUGAAGAUGGAUGUCCUUCAAGCUCACCCCAGGACUCUGAGCUACAGCUUCACUCACCGGUGCAUGCAGGAGUUCUUUGCAGCAGUGUCCUGUGUCUUGGGGGAUGAGGAGGAGAGCAAUGAGCAUCCUGGCAAUCUCAGAGUCACGGGAAAAUUACUAAAAGUGUAUGGAAGGCAUAACCUGUUUGGGGCACCAACCGUGUACUUCCUAUUUGGCCUUUUAAGUGACCAGGGGGCCAGGGUAUUGGAGAACAUAUUCACCUGCAAGCCACCUGUGGAGCAGAGAUGGGAGCUGCUGCAGUGGAUCCAAGAGGAAGUCCUCCCAUGGCCUUCAUACUCCCUGGACAUGCUCCAUUGUUUCUAUGAGAUUCAGGAUAAGGAGUUCCUCACGCAGGUGAUGGCCCAUUUCCAUGGAACAAGAAUAUGCAUCCAGACAGACAUGGAGCUCAUGGUGUUCAUUUUCUGCAUUAAAUUCUGUAGCCAUGUGAAGAGGCUUCAAUUAAAUGAAAGUGAGCUACAGGAACUGGGAUGGAAGCCCUCCAGGGUAAUUCUGUCCACGUGGAAACCACUAACAAAUGAUAGUUGGAAGGUUCUCUUCUCCAUCCUCAGGGACACUGGCAGCCUGAAGGAACUGGAUCUAAGUGGAAAUUUACUAAGUCACACUGCCAUGCAGAGUCUUUGUGAGUCACUGAGACACCCUCACUGUCGCCUGGAGACCCUGUGGCUGGGCGGCUGUGGCCUCACAGCCAGCUGCUGCCAGGACCUGGCCUCUGCGCUCAGUGCCAGCUGCAGCCUGACAGAGCUGGACCUGCAUCAGAAUGACCUGGGCAUCAAUGGUGUGCAGCUGCUCUGCCAGGGGCUCAGGCAUCCCACUUGCCAACUCACACUGCUGUGGCUUGACCAAACUCUUCUGAGGGAGGUGAAGGAGGAGCUGAGGGUCCUGAAAGAAGAGAAACCUCAGCUGCUCAUCUGCAGCAGAUGGAAGCCACAUGCGAUGUUUCCUUCUGAGGGCAGGGAUGGAGGAAAGAUGGGUAACAGCACAUCCUCACUCAAGCGACAGAGACCACAGUCAGAGGGAGGUUCCCCACAGUUCCCCCAGAUGGAACCUUUCCUUUCACCCUCUCUUUCCCAUCUGAGAGGCCAGCACAUGAAACCCCUGGGGGCUGAAGAUAACUUCCAUGGACCAACAGGGCCUGUGCCUACUGAAGUUGUUGACAAGGAGAGGAACCUGUGCAGAGUUCACUUCCCUAUGGCUGGUUCAUACCACUGGCCCAAUACAGGCCUUGGCCUUGCAGUGACAAAGGCAGUGACCAUUGAGAUUGAAUUCUGUGCCUGGGACCAAUUCCUUGGCAUCAGUGAACUGCAGCAUACCUGGAUGGUAGCAGGACCUCUCUUUGACAUCAAGGCUGAGCAGGGAGCCGUGGCCGCUGUGUACCUCCCUCACUUUGUAGCUGUCCAAGAGGGGGCUGUGGACACCUCCCUGUUUCAAGUGGCCCACUUUAAAGAGGAGGGGAUGCUCCUGGAAAAGCCAUCCAGAGUGGAGCCACAUUACACAGCCUUGGAAAACCCCAGCUUCUCCCCGAUGGGCGUUCUCCUGAGAAUGAUCCCUGCUGCUCGGCGCUUCAUCCCCAUCACCACCACUACACUGCUCUACCACCAUCUUCAUUCUGAGGACGUAACCUUCCACCUCUACCUGAUUCCAAGUGACUGCACCAUUCGGAAGGCCAUAGAUGAUGAAGAAAAGAAGUUCAAGUUUGUACAGAUACGUAAGCCACCCCCAACGGACCCCCUUUACAUAGGUACCCGCUACAUCGUGACUGGUUCAAGUAAGCUGGAAAUCAUCCCAAAGGAACUGGAGUUCUGCUAUCGGAGCCCCACAGAACCCCAGCUCUUCUCUGAGAUCUACGCUGCCAAUCUGGAAUCAAAGAUCCAGCUGCAAAUAAGGAACAAGAAAGAUGAGAUCCUAGUGUGGGAAGCCUUGUUGAAACCAGGAGACCUCAGACCUGCAGCUACUCUGGCCCAUCCAGCUUCCCUAGGUUCACCUGCACCUCCAAAUGCCCUGGCACUGCUGCACUUCAUUGAUCAGCACCGGGAACAGCUAGUAGCACGAGUGACAUCAGUGGACCCUGUGUUGGACAAGCUGCAUGGACAGGUGCUGAAUGAAGAGCAGUACGAGAGCAUGAGGGCUGAAGCCACAAAGCCAGAUCAGAUGAGGAAACUAUUUGGCUUCAGCAAAUCCUGGGACCGAGCCUGUAAAGACAAAGUCUACCAAGCCCUAAAGGAGUUCCAUCCAUACCUGGUCAUGGAACUCUGGGAAAAAUGGGGUGGAGGUACAGGGGGACUGUGACAGCUCAACUGCUGAGGACUAAAUUAGGAAAGAAGCCUCUAUGUGCAUUGUAUGUUCAUAUCCAGGGACACUUCACAGGCACCCUACAAUGAGGCUUUCUCCCUUGGCUUUUGGAGGACAGCUGUCCAGGAUGAGUAACAGAAUCUCGGGGGAUGUCUAUCUGGUUCUAGGAGAAAUAUCAGACCUCCUCUCCUCCAGGAAUGCCUCUGUUGUACAGUGAUCUACAUACUUUGAAGAGCCUGGUCUGCUGCCCAAGGCACCAAGCCAGAACCCUCUCCGUCCCAUGAUGCAGAUAAGAGUAGGUAAAGACAUGGAACUGUUUAUCUCUGCCUGGAUACCAAGUAGAAAAAAAUAUAUAUCCUGGG